AUGGUUCCCAGUGUGUGUGGUGUGUCUCUUGCUGUGGUGGUGGUGUUGGUGACCCUGGUGUCUCCUGGUGGUGCCUGCCCUCGGCCCUGCUCCUGCUACCAGCCCACUGAACUACACUGCACCUUCAGGUCCCUGCUCACCAUACCACAGCCUCUACCGCAACACACACUACACAUCAACCUAGGGUAAGGCUUGCGCACAAAUGCACACACACACACACACACACAAAGGCAUUCCAUUGGCUGAUGCUGUUUCUCUCUGGUAUCUGAUAGGUUCAACAGUAUCAACAGGAUCCCAGACAGCUCAUUGGCCGGUCUGAGGAGGCUGGAGCUGCUGAUGCUUCAUGGGAAUGACAUCUGUGAGAUUCCUGAUGAAGUGUUCCAAGAUCUGUCCUCCCUUCAGGUACUGAGGCUUAUAGAGUUGCCAUGGAGAGGAGAGGGGUCGAAUGAGCUAAUAAUUGGAAGCAAAUGUCCAUAGUUCUAUUGAGCUUAGACACACUCUGCUAUUGUAUUGUGUUAUUGUGUUCAUUUGACUCACAUUGAUGUGUAUGUAGGAGUGCUGGAGGAGUUUAUACCAUGUAUUUUCAAUUAUCAUACAUCCCUCUCUUCCCCCCAGGUCCUGAAGCUGAGCUAUAACAAGCUGAGGGAGAUCUCAGCAGAGAGCUUCUCAGGCCUGUCCUCACUACUGCGCCUCCACCUGGAUCACAACCGGCUGCAGUUCCUGCACCCCCAGGCCCUGCUCUGCCUCCCCAACCUCAGACUGAUCCGACUGCAGGGGAACAGGCUCCACCAGCUGCACCCCCAGGCCUUCUGCACUCUAUCCCUGCUGCAGACAUUCUGCUACUCCACCCUCAGGUGGGUUUUCUUUUGCCUUAAUUGUGCAUUUAUUAAUCUAUUCACUCUUAGUCUUAGGUCACACCUAACAGUAGUGCACUAGAGUAGUGCACUACUUAGGGAAUAGGGUGUCAUUUGUGACUGGACUAUCCCUCUCCUCUCCCAAGGCAUCUGGAUGUGUCCAACAACAGUCUGACUAUCCUGCCUAGGGACACACUGAGGACUGCCCCUCUUCUGGAGUCCCUGGCUCUGCAGGCCAACCCCUGGACCUGCGACUGCAGCAUGGCUUGGCUGCAGGCCUGGAGCAUCUCUCACCCAGGUGACUAUCACACUACACUAACCCCUAAUCCUACACAGAGUCUUAGGGAUGUAACAUUCACCAAUAUGCAUCGGUCGCCAGUCAUAUUAGUCCGCGGGAUCCCAAACCAUAGCUGUGGGAAGAUAUUUGAGGAUGGGGGUGCUACAGACGGCUAUAUUGACGCACUACAGAUGGCUAUAUCGGUCCGCUAACAUAGGACUAGUAAAAGCCAGUGCACUACUUUAGUCUUUUUAUUUUUUUAAUAUUUUUUUUUAUUCAGAUUUCUUAGUGGGUGCUGCAGCACCGUCAGCACCCCUACUUCCCACGGCUAUGCCUCAAACCGAUCCAAUUGUAACAUUUUUGCCUCAAAUUACUUUCUUUCUACCUUCCGAAAAACCUCUCAUCUUUUGUGACAACUGAGUCAUUCCACCUCAAAAAGCACAAGAAAGAGGAUUUCGACAACCACCAUCUCAGAUUGUUCUGAAAUCAUUUCUGUUAGAAAGAGAAGAUUAGCAUUCCUGAAACAUUAUUUUGUUUAAAUAUAAUUUGAUCUCUGAGAAAUUAAGCUAAUUGAUUGCACCCAAAUUCGCAAUUUUAAUUUAAAGGAUUCAUAUCAGAGGAGGAUGGUGGGAGGAGCUAUAGGAGGAUGGGCUCAUUGUAAUGGUUGGAAUGGAAUUAAUGGAACGGUAUCAAACGUUUGACUCCGUUUCAUUUAUUCCAUUCCAGUCAUUACAAUGAGCCCCUCAUCCUAUAGCUCCUCCCACCAGCCUCCUCUGUUUCACAUACUCUUCAAUAAAUAUAGAAGUAAUCCCACCCUAACAAAUCAAAUCAAAUCAAAUCCAAUUGUAUUGGUCACAUGCGCCGAAUACAACAGGUGCAGACAUUACAGUGAAAUGCUUACUUACAGCCCUUAACCAACAGUGCAUUUAUUUUUAAUAAAUAUAAAACAACAACAAAAAAAGUGUUGAGAAAAAAAGAGCAGAAGUAAAAUAAAAUAACAGUAGGGAGGCUAUAUAUACAGGGGGGUACCGGUGCAGAGUCAAUGUGCGGGGGCACCGGCUAGUUGAGGUAGUUGAAGUAAUAUGUACAUGUGGGUAGAGUUAAAGUGACUAUGCAUAAAUAAUUAACAGAGUAGCAGCAGCGUAAAAAGGAUGGGGUGGGGGGGCAGUGCAAAUAGUCCGGGUAGCCAUGAUUAGCUGUUCAGGAGUCUUAUGGCUUGGGGGUAGAAGCUGUAGACUUGGCACUCCGGUACCGCUUGCCGUGCGGUAGCAGAGAGAACAGUCUAUGACUAGGGUGGCUGGAGUCUUUGACAAUUUUGAGGGCCUUCCUCUGACACCGCCUGGUAUAGAGGUCCUGGAUGGCAGGAAGCUUGGCCCCAGUGAUGUACUGGGCCGUACGCACUACCCUCUUUAGUGGGUGAUGGUGAUUUCAGAUCAAAAGUGGGGGGCACAGCUAAGGUGCCUACAUACACCACAGACAUAUACAUCAUUUACACACAUGCACGCACGCAUUUACAUUUACAUAUACAUCAUUUACACACACACACACACAUGCACGCACCCAUUUACAUUUACAUCAUUUAGCAGACGCUCUUAUCCAGAUGACUUACAAAUUGGAAAACACGCACACACACACACACACACACACACACACACACACACACACAGAAGUCAGCUCAGACAGACUCCCAGCCCUGACCCCAUAUUCGGACCAUGCCCAAUAUGAACUAUCACAAACCACUGAUUCAGACGAUGCCCAGAAACCCCUCAGAGGGAAAUGAGCCCAUACUUUCUUUGCCACUGCUCUGCUCUGUUCUGUUGACAUCAUGCCAUUACAGCAUGCAGGCCAGACAGUCAUACACUAAUAUGAAUUCCAGCAGCAUUUUGGUGGUAACCUCAUAUACAGUGUAUUCGGAAAGUAUUCAGAACCCUUGACUUUUUCCACAUUUUGUUAUGUUAGUCUUAUUCGAAAAUUGAUUAAAUUGUUUUGUUUUUUUCUCAUCAAUCUACACACAAUACCCAUAAUGACAAAGCAAAAACAGUUUUUUAGAAUGUUUUGCAAAUUUAUAAAUAAAAUAAAUAAACUGAAAUAUCACAUUUACAUAAGUAUUCAGACCCUUUACUCAGUACUUUGUUGAAGCACCUUUGGCAGCGAUUACAGCCUUGAUUCUUCUUGGGGAUAAUGCUACAAGCUUGGCACCCCUGUAUUUGGGGCGUUUCUCCCAUUCUUCUCUGCAGAACCUCUCAAGCUCUGUCAGGUUGGAUGGGGAGCAUCACUGCACAUUUAUUUUCAGGUCUCUCAAGAGAUGUUCGGUCGGGUUCAAGUCCGGGCUCUGGCUGGCCCACUCAAGGACAUUCAGAGACUUGUCCCAAAGCCACUCUUGCAUUGCCUUGGCUGUGUGCUUAGGGUCAUUGUCCUGUUGGAAGGUCACCUUCGCCCCAGUCUGAGGUCCUGAGCUCUCUGGAGCAGGUUUUCAUCAAGGAUCUCUCUGUACUUUGCUCUGUUCAUCUUUCCCGAGAUCCUAACUAGUCUCCAGUCCCUGUCGCUGAAAAACAUCCCCACAGCAUGAUGCUGCCACCACCAUUCUUCACAGUAGGGAUAGUGCCAGGUUUCCUCCAGACGUGACGCUUGGCAUUCAGGCCAAAGAGUUCAAUCUUGGUUUCAUCAGACCAGAGAAUCUUGUUUCUCGUGGUCUGAGAGUCCGUCUACCAUAAAGGCCUGAUUGGUGGAGUGCACUGUAUCUGAGAGAGAGAGAGAGAGAGAGAGAGAGAUAAAGAAAGGAGACACACCCACCCAGCCCUGAGAACAACAGCCGCUGUACAUACAGUGAGGGAAAAAAGUAUUUGAUCCCCUGCUGAUUUUGUACGUUUGCCCACUGACAAAGAAAUGAUCAGUCUAUAAUUUUCAUGGUAGGCAGAAUAACAAACAAAAAAUCCAGAAAAACGCAUGUCAAAAAUUGUAUAAAUUGAUUUGCAUUUUAAUGAGGGAAAUAAGUAUUUGACCCCCUCUCAAUCAGAAAGAUUUCUGGCUCCCAGGUGUCUUUUAUACAGGUAACGAGCUGAGAUUAGGAGCACACUCUUAAAGGGAGUGCUCCUAAUCUCAGCUUGUUACCUGUAUAAAAGACACCUGUCCACAGAAGCAAUCAAUCAAUCAGAUUCCAAACUCUCCACCAUGGCCAAGACCAAAGAGCUCUCCAAGGAUGUCAGGGACAAGAUUGUAGCCAUACACAAGGCUGGAAUGGGCUACAAGACCAUCGCCAAGCAGCUUGGUGAGAAAGUGACAACAGUUGGUGCGAUUAUUCGUAAAUGGAAGAAACACAAAAGAACUGUCAAUCUCCCUCGGCCUGGGGCUCCAUGCAAGAUCUCACCUCGUGAAGUUGCAAUGAUCAUUAGAACGGUGAGGAAUCAGCCCAGAACUACACGGGAGGAUCUUGUCAAUGAUCUCAAGGCAGCUGGGUCCAUAGUCACCAAGAAAACAAUUGGUAACACACUACGCCGUGAAGGACUGAAAUCCUGCAGCGCCCGCAAGGUCCCCCUGCUCAAGAAAGCACAUAUACAGGCCCGUCUGAAGUUUGCCAAUGAACAUCUGAAUGAUUCAGAGGAGAACUGGGUGAAAGUGUUGUGGUCAGAUGAGACCAAAAUCAAGCUCUUUGGCAUCAACUCAACUCGCCGUGUUUGGAGGAGGAGGAAUGCUGCCUAUGACCCCAAGAACACCAUCCCCACCGUCAAACAUGGAGGUGGAAACAUUAUGCUUUGGGGGUGUUUUUCUGCUAAGGGGACAGGACAACUUCACUGCAUUAAAGGGAUGAUGGACGGGGCCAUGUACCAUCACAUCUUGGGUGAGAACCUCCUUCCCUCAGCCAGGGCAUUGAAAAUGGGUCGUGGAUGGGUAUUCCAGCAUGAUAAUGACCCAAAACACACGGCCAAGGCCACAAAGGAGUGGCUCAAGAAGAAGCACAUUAAGGUCCUGGAGUGGCCUAGCCAGUCUCCAGACCUUAAUCCCAUAGAAAAUCUGUGGAAGGAGCUGAAGGUUCGAGUUGCCAAACGUCAGCCUCGAAACCUUAAUGACUUGGAGAAGAUCUGUAAAGAGGAGUGGGACAAAAUCCCUCCUGAGAUGUGUGCAAACCUGGUGGCCAACUACAAGAAACGUCUGACCUCUGUGAUUCCCAACAAGGGUUUUGCCACCAAGUACUAAGUCAUGUUUUGCAGAGGAGUCAAAUACUUAUUUCCCUCAUUAAAAUGCAAAUCAAUUUAUAACAUUUUUGACAUGCGUUUUUCUGGAUUUUUUUGUUGUUAUUCUGUCUCUCACUGUUCAAAUAAACCUACCAUUAAAAUUAUAGACUGAUCAUUUCUUUGUCAGUGGGCAAACGUACAAAAUCAGCAGGGGAUCAAAUACUUUUUUCAAUAAUGGAACACUGGUAAUGUUUACAUACUGUUUUACUCAUUUCAUAUGUACUGUAUUCUAGUCAAUGCCAUCCCAUUCAACUAACGCUGUAUAUAUACUAUUCUAUCCUAUGUAUUCUACAGAUAUACUAAAUAUUCUAUCCACAUAAUGUCUAUACACACACACACACACAGAAGUCAGCUCAAACAGAUCCAGCUCAGAGGCCCAGCUCAUGACUUCCAUCAGCAGCAGAUUUGAAUUUAGAAUGGAAAAUGAAUGUGUUUAUGCAAGAAAUUUUAGUGCAUCAAACUGUAUCACAUCAAUCUGAAUCACAUCGAUUCAUUCCUCUAAUCAAACCGAAUCACACUGAAUCGUUUGAAAAUAAAACGUAUCGUUCCUGUACCGUAUCGGAGCCCAUGUAUCUAGAUACUUGUAACGUAUACGCAGGGAGUCAGGAAGCAGGUGCAGAAGGUGAGUUUAAUAAUAAUAAUCAUCAUCAUCAUCAUGAAGAUAAUGAAAAACAGGAGAAGCAUACUGAACGUCACCAAAACCAAUACUGCCUGAUGACAGAGGCUACUGAGGGCUAUAUGAAGGGAGAGUAAUCAGGGUGGUGAUGAAGUCCAGGUGUGCGUAACGAUGGGGAGCAGGCAUGCGCAAUGACGGUUGCCAGGUGUGCAAAAUGUGGGUUGCCAGGACUGGUGGUUAGUAGACCGGCGAAGUCAAAACGCCAGAGGGAGGGAGCCGGAGUAGGCGUGACAAUACGUAUCGAGUAUUCAUGAAAGGGAAAGAUGCAAAUCAAAUUCAGAUAUGUUUAUCCCCGUUUCGUUCCAUUUGCUUCCAUUUAAGAAACAUUUUUCAACAGAAUCGGUGGAAUGAAUACACCUCUGAUCACGUGUAAACACAGUUCACUUUCAUAGCAGCCACGUUGUAUUUCUUCUCGCAUCUAUGUGGUCUCCUCCUCUCACCUUUUCCCUUCGCUUGUGGACUUCAAUGCACAACACAUCAGCUGUAUGUGACCAGGCGAAAAAACCUUUCUAAGCCAAACCAUAUCAUAACCGCUACACACAGCCUACAUCGUUGACACCAUAUUACCUAAAGAAACGUCAUAGUCAACAUAGCUAAUAGAACUAACGUGUUAGUAAACCCGCCACAAUCAUGCAGUAACGUUACAGUGUACAGUCAGUAAGCAGUUUAGCACUUACACCGGUGGGCCCCAGUGGCAAUACAUUUGUAAAACCAAAAGCUUACCUUGACUUGGAAGAGUUCCAGUGUUGUGUUGGAUAGUCAUAGCCAGCUAGCUAACAUAGCAUCCCUCUGUUUGAGCAGGGUGUUGGAGUAGGCUAAACUAGCUAGCUGCAUUAGUGAAGUGAAACUGAAAGUGAAAAAAAUACGAAAUUUCUCUAUCUCUCUCUUGCUUCUCCUUCAUUUUGGAAUAGAUACAUUUGUUCAAAACUGUUCAACUAUUGUUUUUGUCUCUCUUUGAGUCAACUACUCACCACAUUUUAUGCACUGCAGUGCUAGCUAGCUGUAGCUUAUGCUUUCAGUACUAGAUUCAUUCUCUGAUCCUUUGAUUGGGUGGACAACAUGUCAGUUCAUGCUGCAAGAGUUCUGAUAGGUUGGAGGACGUCCUCUGGAAGUUGUCAUAAUUACUGUCUAAGUCUAUGGAAGGGGGUGAGAACCUUGAGCCUCCUAGGUUUUGUACUGAAGUCAAUGUACCCAGAGGAGGACGGAAGCUAGCUGUCCUUCGGCUACACCAUGGUGCUACCCUACAGAGUGCUGUUGAGGCUACUGUAGACCUUCAUUGCAAAACAGUGUGUUUUAAUCAAUUAUUUGGUGAGGUGAAUAUAUUUAGUAUAGUUUUAUCUAAAACUGAUGUUAAAUGUUUUACAAUUUUAAAUUUUUAUGGAAUUCACUGAGGAGGAUGGUCCUCCCCUUCCUCCUCUGAGGAGCCUCCACUGCUACCUACUGAGUCUCAAUCAGAAUCAAUUGAAUUGGGAUGCUUAUUUGGGUGAGGAAAUACUGAUUCUUCUCUUCUCUCUCAGGGGUGUUGAAAUGUCCGGGGCCGCAGUGCCCGGUCUGUGCCUCACCCAAACACAUGAAGGGUUGUGGCCUUUUGCAGCAGAAAGACCUAUCCUGCACCCCGCCUGUAAUCUCCACCAAUCCCAGAGCCUCAUCUCAGGAGGAUGGCGAAGUUCAACCAAUAGAAACUUUUAGAGAAGCUUUAGGCGAUGCCUCCCUGGGGAUGUCCGACCAACAGGGGAAUGCCGUUGAUCUGAAGUGUAACAUCACACACUCCUCACAGACUCCUGACAUUACCUCACCACACCUUUCCUCCUCCUCCAUCCCCCUCUCCCUCUCCCUCUCUCUCUCCCUCUCUCUGGACUGUGGGGUGGAUGUGCACAGCUAUGAGAGGCUGUGGAGGCUGCUGGCCUACUACAGUGAGACGCCUGUCAGGCUUCAGAGAGAAAUCAUGUUGAGUAAAGCCCCAAGACUUGCCUACAGGUAUGAAAAUACAUAAACACACAAGACACAAUCCUGUGUUAUUAUCCUCUUUACCUGUACAAUUUUGUUUUAACCCUAACACAUAGAUCAAAUCUGUCCUUUCUUGUCCUUCAGGUACAGACAGACAGCAGAGAAGGAGGGCUACUACCAUACAGGGGUCAAGGCCAAUCUCCAAGCUCAGCCUGCCUGGUUACUGCAGCCCCAUGUCAGUCUAGAGCUCAACAGAGCUCAGUCCAGUGCCCACAGGGUUAAACUGACCCUGUCCACCCUGGUAUCUGCCCCCCCAGACCCCCCAUCCCCACACUCCUGGGUCCUCAUCCAGACCAACCACACCCACACAGCUUUUACUGCAGCUGCAGACAGCCAGAUCCACCUGCCCUGCCCUGUCCUCAGCUCUAUUGCAGACCUAAGCUCUCGAGACCCCAGGCUCCAAUGGGUUUUCCCAGAUGGUUCAACAGUCUCCUCUCCCUACCGCAGCUCAGAUGGUAGGAUCCGGGUGUCUGGCCAGGGGCUGGUCCUGCAGAGAGUGGAUCACUCUGAUGCUGGACUGUACUACUGCGUGGCCCGGGCGGGGGGAGAUGUUGAUGUUCUCCCCCUCCGUCUGGCGGUGGUAGAAUCAUCCAACCCUCCCCCAGGGGAGGAGCUUGGCCCUGCUGUGACUGGAUUGGUUGGAGACCCUGUCAGUCUGCCGUGCGAGGCCUCUGGUACACCGAGGGUUGAGGUGAACUGGGUUCUUCCUGGCGGGAGAGUGGUAGGGAGUAGGAACAAGGGGAGGAGAAAGGGGGCGGCAGGGGUGAAUGUCUUGGCCAACGGUACCCUGUCUCUCCCCCUCCCUGCGCUGGGAGACGCAGGCCUGUACCGGUGUGUAGCGGUGAACCUGCACGGUGUUGACUCUCUCUCCACCAGACUGACGCUCAUCCCGCAUCCUUCUGACACCUCAUCACGCAUGAGAUAUCCCAUGAGGCCACAAUCUGCGUUGGGGGUGUCCAACAGGGUACCAGCCCCUUUGAGUGAGGAGGUUGAAGAGGGGGGGUCAGGAGAUGACGAGGGGGAGGAGGAGAACAUGCUGCCCACCAGGGCAGGUUACAACAGGACACGGCGCCCCCCCAUCAGAUCCCACACGGUGAGGAUGGAGGGAAGCAGACCACCCCAAAAGGGCAAGAGGCCCUUGAGGAGAGGCUUCCCUGUGGAGCAGAGGAGGAACAGGCUGGAGGGCCGGCGGAGCUUUAACCUGGCCAAGCACAAGAUAGACCCUCAGAAAUGGGCCGACCUGCUGGCUAAGAUACGUGAAAGGACUGCCCCUAAAGACUCCCUGUAUGUACCACCCCCAACGAGAUCACAUACUAUCACCUCAGCCCCAACUGAAGCACAGACAACCACCCCAACUGAAGCACAGACAACCACCUCAACCCCAACUGAAGCACAGACAACCACCUCAUCCCCAACUGAAGCACAGACAACCACCUCAUCCCCAACUGAAGCACAGACAACCACCUCAACCCCAACUAGAGCACAGUCAACCAGAAUACAGACAGAUAGCAGACAUAAAGAAAGCAAUGACACAACCAGAACGCAGACAACCAGAACAAAUCCAGGCAGCACACAGCCAGAAAGUACACAGACAACCAGAAGAAAGCCAGGCAGCACACAGCCAGGCAGCACACAGCCAGACAGAAUACAGACCGAGAGAAUACAGACAACUAAAACACAGACAACCAGAAUACAGCCAGACACCACACUACCAAACAGCACACCAGAGGUAACAGUGGGAAGAAACUCAGAUCAACGUCCUGUAUUGGACUCAGAGGCUGAUUCCUCAAAGAGUUCUUCCAUAGAUGUCCCCAGUCUACAGGAAGAGGGGUUAAACGCCGUCCACACAUCACUAUUCCCAGACCUGCUAACAAAGGAUAGAGUGGCCCCAGAGACACCAAACACUGCAGAUCCGAGCAAUAACUUCCCUCAGACCCCUCAGUCAAACACAGAAACAGAGACAGGGACAGAAACAGAGACAGAGAGUUCUCCUAAAAGCACAAAGCCAACCUACAAUGUCAAUGACAUUAGCACAGAGGAAAGGAGACAGAGUGUUACUCCUGUAAGGACCACAGGUGAGGGGGAGAGGACUGGAACACCAAACUCUGGAAAGGUAAUAUUCUCCAAUUCUGAUCCGUCACGACCCAGAAGCCCCUGGAAUGCCAGCAAUAGGCCUGGCCAGAGGAGACGCAUCAACAGACCCAGAGGACGACCCACGCCCCGCCAGAGCACCCCAGGUCCAACCUCCCCUCGCCAGAAUACCCUAAGUCCCACUACCACCAGAGCAGCACUUACAAAGCCCAGCGAACUGCCAGUAGCUACUACUACCAUUACUAUAAGCACUAUUACAACUACAACUACUACUCCAUCCUCUACUAGGAUCACUGCUCCAUCAAGCACAUCUGUCUCCCCCCCUGCCUCCCUUCCUGCCUUGCCCCCUUUGCCCCAGACACACACAGACAGGGUGACUCACUCAGCAAACACUGCUGCUCGGCUCCCUGACAGGUCCCAAACGACUAUCACACACACAGGCAAACAUACACCCACAGUUACUCACAGUCACACAGAAAAACAGAGUUAUGCUGAAACAGAGGGUCAGGUCGGGGCCACUCCAAAAGAGCAGGAUCCAUCUGUCUUCAACCAACACAACCCAGAGGAUGUCAAAGCAACAUCCCCUCGGUCUGGAACCACACCAGGUGGAACAACACCUACUGGUACUGAGAAAGAACCCAGUGAGAUAGAAUCCAGUGAAAUAGAACCACUCUACCCAGAAACUGAGGAAGAACUCAGUGAGAUAGAACCACCAGCAACUGAUGAAGAAGAACCCAGUGAGAUAGAACCACCAGCAACUGAUGAAGAAGAUCCCAGUGAGAUAGAACCACCAGCAACUGAUGAAGAAGAACCCAGUGAGAUAGAACCACCAGCCUCUGAAGAAGAACCCAGUGAGAUAGAACCACCAGCAACUGAUGAAGAAGAACAAAGUGAGAUAGAACCACCAGCAACUGAUGAAGAACCCAGUGGGAUAGAACCACCAGCAACUGAUGAAGAACCCAGUGGGAUAGAACCACCAGCAACUGAUGAGGAUCCCAGUGAGAUAGAACCACUCUACCCAACCACUGAUGAAGAACCCAGUGUAAUAGAGGGUGUCAAAGCAACUCCCCCUCAGUCUAGAACAACCACACCAGGCAGAACAACACCUACUGGCACUGAGAAAGAACCCAGUGAGAUAGAACCAGUCUACCCAGCCACUGAGGAAGAACCCAGUGAGAUAGAACCACCAGCCAUGGAUGAAGAACCCAGUGAGAUAGAACCACUAGCAACUGAUGAAGAACCCAGUGCGAUAGAACCACUAGCAACUGAUGAAGAACCCAAUGAGAUAGAACCACCAGCAACUGAUGAAGAAGAACCCAGUGAGAUAGAACCACUAGCAACUGAUGAAGAAGAACCCAGUGAGAUAGAACCACCAGCAACUGAUGAAGAACCCAGUGAGAUAGAACCACCAGCAAGUGAUGAAGAACCCAAUGAGAUAGAACCAGCAGCCACUGAAGAAGAACCCAGUGAAAUAGAACCAUCAGCAUCUGAUGAAGAACCCAGUGAGAUAGAACCACUCUACCCAAUCACUGAGGAAGAACCCAGUGAGAUAGAACCAGUCUAUCUAGCACCUGAUGAACCAGAGGAGAGACAGCCAGAGUCAGACAUAGACAGCUCUUUUUCAUCUACAAAACAACUACUGCCCCCAACUACAGCUAAUACAGCAGCUACCACUGCUUCAGCCAUCACCUCCUCUACAGUCAUCACCUUUAUUAGAAGAACUACCACUAUAACUAUUCCUACAACUACAACUACUACCACUAGUCCUACAACUGCUACCGCUAUUCCUACAACUACUGCCACUAUUCCUACAACAACUGUUUCUACAACUACCACUACUAUUCCUACAACUACUACCACUAUUUCUACAACUACUACUACUAUACCUACAACUACUAUUUCUACAACUACUACUACUACUACUACUACUACUACUACUACUACUACUAUUCCUACUACUAUUCCCACUACUACUACCACUCCUACUAGUACAACAGUCUGGAGGAAACCAAGAGUAAACUCCAUCUCAGACUCACAUGGUAGUCGCUACCGCCCCCCAUCUUACCCCACCUACUCACAACACUCCAGCAGCCGGCACCCCUAUGUCAUCACUAGGCCUGACCCAGUCAGAACUCCACUUCAAACUCCACCCCCUAUAAAACACGCACCCUCUCUACCACACCCUGUCAAGCCAAAACUUCUUCUCCCAGAUGUUUUAGAGACCCCUUCCUCUGCAGUCCCCACCAACAGAGCUCCCUCCAGCCCCCCAAAGGCCUCCCCACCCACCACAGGCACUCAGGCUGGGCUCAACCCUGCCUCCACCCCUCCUCAUUCCCUUCCGGCGUCUCCAGACCGUAGUAUGACUGCCCAACGCCCCCCUCAGACCUCCGUCUUGCGUGUCCGGCCCCGUAUCGCUCCCCCUCACAUGCGCCCCAUGUCUGUCCCAGCUGAGAUUGAUGCCCUCCUGCCCUGCGAGGCCAUUGGACAGCCUCCUCCAACAAUCACCUGGACCAAGGUCUCCACAGGUACGCUAUACACUCUACUCUCAGUUAUACACACAAUACAUGCUACUGUCACUCACAUACACACAAUAUGUACUUUGUCAUACACACACGUUACUCAAUACACUCACUACUGUCACUCUUACACACAAUAUGUACUUUGUCAUACACACACGUUACUCAAUACACUCACUACUGUCACUCACAUACACACAAUAUGUACUUUGUCAUACACACGUUACUCAAUACACUCACUACUGUCACUCACAUACACACAAUACGCCACUCAAUAUGUAUUUCUGUCUGUCCUAGGAGCUGUGAUGUCACUGGACUCCAAGGCAGAGCGUUUCCAGGUCCUACCCAACGGAACCUUUCUCAUCCGGAGUGUGCAGGUCCAGGACCGGGGGACAUAUAUCUGCAGCGCACAGAACUCUGUGGGCCUGGACCGUGCCAUGGUGACCCUGGAGGUCUGGUCCCGCCCACCCCACAUUCAGCUACCCAACCACAGAGAUGCAACGGUGCACCAGGGGGGUGAGGUGAGGUUGGAGUGUCGGGCUCAGGGGGUGCCGGUCCCUCUGCUGUCCUGGGUGCUACCUGACCGCUCCGUCCUAACCCCCGACCCUAACCCCAACCCUGCCCUUGGCCCUCACUCCCGGGUGUCUAUAUUCCCUAAUGGUACUCUGCGUAUCUUGGUGGCCGGCCCAGCAGACAGAGGACUGUAUCGCUGUGUAGCCUCCAACCCAUCAGGGGCUGGCAGUCUGUCAGUCCGACUCCAUGUGUCCUCCCUGCCUCCAGCCAUCCAGCAGCCCAGAGAGGAGAGGAUAACCCGGCCCGCUGGUAUGCCUCUCUACGCCCAAUGCUCUGCCCGGGGAGCCCCCGCUCCCUCCAUCCGCUGGAGGACCCCUGACGGCACCCUUCUGCUCCCAUCUCAAUUCCUCAACGGGAACCUGUUUGUCCUCCCCAAUGCCACCUUGCUGAUACGCAAGCUGGCCACUAAGGACUCUGGGAGCUACGAGUGCCUGGCGACUAAUGCGGUGGGUGGGGAUAAGAGGACGGUGAGGGUGGAGGUGACUGGAGAUGGAGGAGUAGGAGGAGGAGAAAUUGGCUCCACGGAUAAAAUGACCUUCUCUUCCAUUAACAGUAACUUUGAGCUUCCCCCCUCCUCCCCUGUCCUUAACCCUCCCCUCCCACCCUCCUCCCCCCUCAGUAAGGCUAGGAUUCUCUCCACCUCUCCAUCCAGUUCUAUAGUCAUAUAUGGUGAAUCUCUGCUCCUUCACUGUUCAGCAACCGGCAACCCAGAGCCUAGAGUGGUCUGGAGGACACCUGGCAAGAAACUAGUGGAUGCCCACUACAGGUGUGUGUUUGUCCAUAUUGAUUACUGAUCUGUUUUUCUGACAAAACUAUCGGUAGAGUUGAAAAUGCGAUGGAAACACAUUGAACUUUAGAUUGUUAUUCGGUACAUGAAAACUUAAGCGGAAAAGUAUAUUUUGUGUGCACUGUCAUCACGCACUGAUUUUUAUCCGCAACAAGUCCAUUUGGUGGAAACAUGCCACUGCUGGGAAAAUGUACAUAUUUUCUUUAUGCGGAUUCUAGAAUAUUUGCAUGAAAAUCUGUCGCCAAUUGGAUGGAAACCUAGCUACUGUCAUGGAAAGAGCAGUUGUUCCUAAUGUUUUGUACACUCAGUUUCUGUGUCUUGUGCUUAUCUAACCUUAUCCUCUCUGGGUUGUAUUUACAGUUUUGACAAGCGGAUGAAGGUGCACAGUAAUGGAACCCUGUAUAUCCAGUCCGUGACGGAGAAAGACGGGGGGGGCUAUUUAUGUGUUGCGCGAAAUAAGAUGGCUGACGACUACCGCAUCCUCCAGGUCACCGUGGUCACAAAGCCUGCUAAGAUUAAGCCAAAGCAGCCAUCCAAUCAGAAGGUGGUAUCGUAUGGAGCAGCUCUAAAGGUAGACUGUCUGGCGACCGGCCAGCCCGACCCCGCGGUAAGAUGGAGCCUGCCGAAUGGAACCUCAGUGAAAAGUGUCCUGUUGCAGGUGGAAGAGAGAAGGGGGCGCAGUCGGCGACUGGUGGUGUUUGACAAUGGAACACUGUUCCUCCCCUCAGUGGAGAUGGGGCAGGAGGGGGAGUAUGUCUGCCAUGCUGAGAACCAUGGGGGUAGGGACACUAUGAGGGUGAUGGUCAAAGUCCUCACCUCACCCCCCUCCUUCCCCAGCACCAAAUAUGAGGUAAUCAAGGUGCAACAAGGGGGCCAGGUGGCUCUGAACUGUGGGGCCAAAGGACAGCCCGUCCCUACGAUCACAUGGCUCUCUCCAAUGAAUCGUGUCCUCCCAGUGGAAGGAUCAGGUCCGGUUGGGGUGCGGCAAGAUGGGUCCUUGGUGAUCCAGGGGGCUAGAGGGGCUGACGGAGGAAAUUACACCUGCCGAGCCAGCAACGCUGCUGGGGAGAGGAGCAAGGUGAUGGGGGUGGAGGUGAUGGUGACCCCACCCAGCUUUACUCUGAAUGGGGCUGGGGGUGGGAUCAAUGGGGCAGACAGACAGACAGCUGUUGUUAGUGGUAGUGGACUCAGUGCUGUGAUCUCCAUCAGUCAGUCUGCAGGGAGGGAUCAUAGGGUCAGUGCAGGUAAUUGUGUCAAUAAUAAUGGAGACAGGAAUGUAGGGGACCAAAGGGUCUCAGCAGUUAGAGGCCAGACAGUUCUUCUGCCAUGUCCAUCCCAGGGCUUCCCUCCACCCCGCCUGGCCUGGUUGCUGCCCGGUAACGGGGUUCUCCCGGUGCCCUACUAUGGCAGCAGACUCACCGUGCACCGCAAUGGAACCCUGGAGCUGAGGGGGGUGAGGGCAAGCGACGCCGGCAUGUUGGUGUGUGUCAAUCGCAGUGAGAGGGGCGAGGCUCGGAUAAUGGUACACCUGGAGGUCUCAGACACAAAGGACACACCUCACUCCAGAGGCUCAGUGACCACCGAGAAACCUUGCCCUGUAGGCCCAGUCAGCACAGAGCAACUUCGCACAGGAGGCCCAGACACAGAGGAGACACCAAGCCCCAGAGGCCCAGUGACCACAGAGAAAUCUCGCCAGGAGACACCUCGCCCCACAGGUCCAGUCACCACUGAGAAACCUCGCCCCAGAGGCCCAGUGCCAGAGGCAGGAAGGAGUGUCGUCCUGGAAAGGAAGCCUGUGGUCACCAAUAUAUCAGGCUCUCUGGUCAGCAUCAUCAACGGAGAAAAUCUACAGCUACCCUGCCCCCAGACAGACAGCCCCAGUCAGGGCUCCAGCCAGACACAGUCUCUGACCUGGAAGUUGCCCAGCGGGGUGGUCGUGUCUCGGGGCCAGACAGCAGGGACGGGUCGGUACUCAGUCCUGGAUGACGGGACUCUGACGGUGCAGAAGGUGUCUGUGUUCGACAGGGGGACCUACUCCUGCCAAUCCACCAAUCAGGACACGUCGUCUAUCCUGACAGUUCCAGUGAUUGUCAUCGCCUACCCCCCUCGCAUCACCAACGGCCCCCCUCCCCUCACCUACACCCGUCCCGGGGUUGCCGUUCAGCUAACCUGCUACGUCAUAGCAACCCCCCGAGCGACCAUCACCUGGGAGAUGCCAGACCAAUCCCAGCUCAGGGUCACAGGUCAGGCCCGUCUCUAUGGCAACCGGUACCUGAGUCCCCAGGGUUCCCUGGUGAUCCAGAACCCGACCAGCAGAGACACAGGGUUCUACCGUUGUUCUGCAUGGAACGUCAUUGGAGCCGACACCAAGGCCACUUAUCUACAUGUGAUCUAA
Coregonus sp. 'balchen' is the source of this 16408-nucleotide messenger RNA. Lineage: Eukaryota; Metazoa; Chordata; Actinopteri; Salmoniformes; Salmonidae. The record is from the annotation of a GenBank genome assembly.